AGCCCAGGCAGCAGGGCACGAGGAGAAGGGGGCCAGGGUCAUCUGAGAGAGGAGAGUCCUCCUGCUAUCAGAGGUAUCUGAAAUGAAUCCCACCAGCCAAUUUGUUGGCACAACAGAAUAUGACUAUGGGUACGAUGAAAACACUGCUCCGUGUAACGAAGGAAACAACUUUCGCAGGUUUAAAUCCCUCUUUCUGCCAAUUCUUUACUGCCUUGUGUUUGUCUUUUGCCUCCUGGGGAACUCCUUGGUCCUCUGGGUUCUCCUGACCAGGAAAAGGCUGACAACAAUGACUGACAUCUGCCUGCUGAACCUUGCAGCCUCUGAUCUCCUCUUCGUUUUGCCCCUCCCUUUCCAAGCCCACUACGCUUCAGACCAGUGGGUUUUUGGCAAUGCCAUGUGUAAGAUAAUGGCUGGCAUUUACUACACAGGUUUUUAUAGCAGUAUUUUCUUUAUAACCCUCAUGAGCGUAGACAGGUACAUAGCAAUUGUCCAUGCUGUCUAUGCCAUGAAGAUAAGGACAGCCACUUGUGGCAUAAUUAUCAGCUUGAUCCUGUGGCUGGUGGCUGGCUUGGCUUCUGUACCCAACAUCAUGUUCAGCCAGGAGCUGGAGGUCGAGCAGGCAUUGCAGUGUGUCCCCAUGUACCCCCCAGGGGACAAUACCUGGAAGGUUGCUUCUCAGUUUGCAGCCAAUAUCCUGGGCCUCUUGAUUCCCUUUAGCAUCCUCGUUUGCUGCUACACUCAGAUACUAAAAAACCUGCAAAAAUGCAAAAACCGAAACAAGGUCAAGGCGAUCAAGAUGAUCUUCAUCAUCGUCAUCGUCUUCUUCCUUUUCUGGACUCCUUUCAACAUCGCGCUGUUCCUGGACUCUCUGCAGAGCCUGCACGUGAUCAAUGACUGCAAGGCGAGCUCCCAGAUAGCUCUGGCCCUGCAGCUGACAGAAACCAUCUCCUUCAUCCACUGCUGCCUGAACCCCAUCAUCUACGCCUUCGCUGGCGUCACCUUCAAGGCCCAUCUCAAAGGACUCCUUCAGUCCUGUGGCCGUGUCCUCUCCAGCCCUGCUGGAGGUGCCGGGGCUGGACACUCAUUUUCGGCACCCACCCAGCUCUCUGGCUGGUCUGACAGCGCAGGGGUCCUGUGA
Molecule: messenger RNA, 1138 nt
Organism: Camarhynchus parvulus
Lineage: Eukaryota; Metazoa; Chordata; Aves; Passeriformes; Thraupidae
Product: C-C chemokine receptor type 8-like
Exons: 2
Coding region: 83-1138 (351 amino acids)
Biological process (GO): immune response; G protein-coupled receptor signaling pathway; chemotaxis
Cellular component (GO): membrane
Molecular function (GO): chemokine receptor activity
Source: RefSeq, a predicted model, not a curated record